AUGAUCGUAGAAAAAGACCGAGGAAUGAUAACAGGGACAACUCAAGACUCAUCUAGUGAUAAGAAACCAGUAGUAAAAAAAGAAGAACCAAAUUUUCAAACUACUGGCAAAUUAGCCGAGGAUACAAAUACUUUUAAUGGUGUAGUUAUAAAGUAUAGCGAGCCAGCUGAGGCGAGAAAACCUAAACGACGUUGGCGAUUAUACCCAUUUAAAGGAGAGAAACAAUUACCCGUGUUACACAUACACAGGCAAAGUGGAUAUUUACUCGGACGUGAUCGAAAGGUGGCAGAUAUACCAAUAGAUCAUCCGUCAUGCUCAAAACAGCACGCAGCUCUUCAAUACAGGUUAAUUUCAGCCAAAAAAGAUGGACGCCAUGUUAGAUGUAUUCGGCCAUAUAUUAUUGAUCUAGAAUCGGCUAAUGGCACUUAUGUUAAUAAUCAGCGUAUAGAUUCAAAAAAGUAUGUGGAAUUGAUGGAGAAAGACGUCAUUAAGUUUGGGUUCAGUUCUAGAGAGUAUGUGCUUUUACACGAACAUAGCACAGACUCUGGAGAUGACGAUAGUCUUGCUGAAGACAAUCCAAAUGAGGAAUCCAAUGCAAAUUGA
This is a messenger RNA of Melanaphis sacchari, 603 nucleotides long. Its product is annotated as smad nuclear-interacting protein 1. Bases 1 to 603 code for a protein of 200 amino acids. The transcript has 2 exons. The record is from RefSeq and is a predicted model, not a curated record. Gene Ontology annotation, cellular component: nucleus. Lineage: Eukaryota; Metazoa; Arthropoda; Insecta; Hemiptera; Aphididae. Gene Ontology annotation, molecular function: mRNA binding; protein binding. Gene Ontology annotation, biological process: miRNA processing.